This is a messenger RNA of Adineta ricciae, 2232 nucleotides long. The record is from the annotation of a GenBank genome assembly. NCBI's taxonomy places the organism in Eukaryota, Metazoa, Rotifera, Eurotatoria, Adinetida, Adinetidae.
AUGACUUCUCGUAAACAACGUCUAGACGUAGGUAGCUCUUCGUCUUCAUCAACCGACCAAACAAGACCAAGAAAACGCCGCUUUGACGAUUCUGAACCUGUUGAUUUCAAUUCUAUUAAAAAAUCAAGAGACUUCAACAACAUGAAUCAAUCGGAUCCAAAUAUCAAUCCAUUUACUAAUCAACCUUACUCAGUACAGUAUCGUGAAUUAUUCAAAAAACGAAGACAAUUACCCGUUUGGGAUUAUAAAGAUGCCUUCAUGACGACACUUGAAAAAAAUCAAGUUACAGUUUUAGUUGGUGAGACUGGAUCCGGCAAAACGACACAAAUUCCUCAAUGGUGUGUCGACUUCGCUGUUGGAUUGCCUGCUGUUGCCGGACAGAAACGUCGUGGUGUUGCCUGUACGCAACCGCGUCGUGUCGCUGCCAUGUCAGUUGCCCAGCGUGUCGCAAACGAAAUGGAUGUUCUACUUGGCCAACAAGUUGGUUAUUCCAUUCGUUUCGAAGAUUGUUCAUCACCAAGCACCGUCUUGAAAUAUAUGACUGACGGUAUGUUAUUACGAGAAGCAAUGUCAGAUCCGUUACUCGAAUCUUACGCAUGUGUCUUACUGGAUGAGGCGCAUGAACGUACAUUAGCAACAGAUAUUCUCAUGGGUCUUCUGAAAGAAGUGGCAAAACAACGAUCCGAUCUGAAAAUUAUUGUUAUGUCUGCCACACUUGAUGCUGGCAAAUUUCAAGAUUAUUUUGAUAAAGCACCUCUGUUAACCAUUCCUGGUCGAACAUUUCCUGUGGAAAUCUUCUAUACACCGGAACCAGAACGUGAUUACUUAGAAGCAGCAAUUCGUACGACCGUACAGAUACACAUGAGCGAAGAGCAAGAAGGUGAUAUUCUACUUUUUCUUACUGGUCAAGAAGAAAUUGAAGAUGCCUGUAAACGUUUACAACGUGAGGUGGAAAAUUUAGGAGCAGACGCUGGUGAAUUGAAAUGUAUUCCAUUAUAUUCAACAUUACCACCGAAUUUGCAACAGCGAAUUUUCGAACCAGCGCCACCUAACAAACCGAACGGUGCCAUUGGCCGCAAAGUUGUCGUCUCAACAAAUAUUGCUGAAACAUCUUUAACCAUCGAUGGUGUCGUCUUUGUCAUUGAUCCCGGCUUCUCGAAACAAAAAGUAUACAAUCCACGUAUUCGUGUAGAAUCGCUUCUCGUCACACCCAUAUCCAAAGCUAGUGCACAACAGCGUGCUGGGCGUGCCGGUCGUACUCGUCCCGGCAAAUGUUUUCGUUUAUAUACAGAAAAAGCAUACAAGUCCGAAAUGCACGAAAAUACCUAUCCAGAAAUUCUUCGAUCAAACUUAGGUAGUGUUGUAUUACAAUUAAAAAAAUUAGGUAUCGAUGAUCUGGUUCAUUUUGAUUUCAUGGAUCCACCUGCACCGGAAACAUUGAUGCGUGCAUUAGAAUUGCUAAACUAUGUAUCUGCUAUCGACGAUGAAGGUGAUCUAACGGACUUAGGUUCAAUGAUGGCUGAAUUUCCACUUGAUCCUCAGCUAGCGAAGAUGGUUAUUGCUUCAUGCGAUUAUUCAUGUUCAAAUGAAAUCCUGUCCUUAACAGCAAUGUUGUCCGUUCCUCAAUGUUUUGUCCGACCAAAUGAUGUGCGCAAACAAGCGGAUGAAGCGAAAGCACGUUUCGCCCAUAUCGAUGGCGAUCAUUUAACCAUGUUGAAUGUUUAUCACGCAUUCAAACAGAAUCAUGAGGAUAAUCAUUGGUGUUACGAAAACUUUGUGAACUACCGUUCAUUAAAAUCAGCAGACAACGUUCGAACACAACUUGGACGUAUCAUGGAUCGCUUCAACCUUCGACGUACAUCAACAGAAUUUACAUCGCCGGAUUAUUAUUUAAAUAUCCGUAAAGCCUUAGUUAGUGGAUUCUUCAUGCAAAUUGCACAUCUGGAAAAAACUGGUCAUUAUUUAACAAUAAAAGAUAGUCAAGUGGUUCAAUUACACCCGUCAACUGUUCUUGAUCAUAAACCUGAAUGGGUUCUAUACAAUGAAUUUGUUUUGACGACUAAAAACUACAUUCGGACAGUAACUGACAUUAAACCUGAAUGGUUAUUGUCUAUUGCGCCCCAAUAUUAUGAAUUACAAUCAUUACCCAACGGUGAAGCUAAACAACAAUUAACGCGUAUCUAUCAACGUAUGGAGAAUAAGAGGCAUGCUCAGACAACAGCACAAAAGUGA